GAAGACGCAAUCCAUCAAGAAAAGUAAGAAAAGCAAAAAUAUUUUAGAAAGGGCCUACGCCUGGCUAAAUUUAUCGACGAUGGAGCAAAAUAAAUUGUAUCGACUUACUGGUAUAAAACGACAUUCCACCAAGUUUGGUGAUAGACUCAUGGCCGAAUUAGAUGGAGUCAGUAAAUUGUACCUACCUGAGAGGUACAAUGCUUUCACCGAUCGCCAAGUGCAAGAUUUUAAUGGGGCAAAUUAUUUCUUGGUUAACAAGGGUUUAGAAGGUAAAUCCUAUAAACUAAUUUUGAAAUCAUCGGCGGACAUCGAAGUGCCGAAAUCAGCCGAUUUAAUUAAAGUCACUUCGGAAAUAGAAAUUGGCACCUCGACCUCCACUCAGGACACCGAGGAGUCCGACUUGGAGGAAGAAGACGCCACCAUGUAUUACACCCAAAAAAAUACCAAUACACUAUAAAGCAAUAAGCGAACAAACACAAGUAUCCGGACCAUCUUCAACUUUUUCAUCAUCUUUCGACAUGGACAUCUUCUCUAACACUAUACACAUUUCAUUUCUACAGUCAACUUGUUGCAACAUCUGUUGAAAUCGAACGAAUUCAUCACGGUGAGCAGGCAAGAUUACAUCUCCAUAGAGAUGCAAAAAUUCGUUCACAUGCAUAUUUCAAGAAUGUUUAAAACAAACUGAUGUGGACACUUUAAAGUUGUUUGUUUGUCCGGAUACAUAUAGGUGUGGUAUAUAUCUUAAUUAAUAUUAUGUAUUACAUAGCAUAGAAAUACAAAUAAUCAAUUUUUAAUAUGAAUAAUAAAUCUGAAAUUAGUAAACAGAA
Molecule: messenger RNA, 827 nt
Organism: Tribolium madens (black flour beetle)
Lineage: Eukaryota; Metazoa; Arthropoda; Insecta; Coleoptera; Tenebrionidae
Exons: 2
Coding region: 80-457 (125 amino acids)
Source: RefSeq, a predicted model, not a curated record